AUGGCUCAUUGCGAGCGGGCAUCCAAGCCGCUGCUCCAAUGCCUUCGCAGCUCUUACGCUAGAAGCCUGACGGGCCUCCAGGUCCAGGCACGUGGCUUCCAGUCGACAGCCGGCGUCGCAGAGGCUCAAUCCGAACAGACCCAACCUUUCCAUAAGAACCCCGAUCCGUCGCUUGUUACGAGCCCCCGACUGGAGAGACGAUUGAUGCGACAGGGUACCACCCCCAUUGGUUCUCGCCGUCGCCGUGCCGCGCUGCAGGGCUCCCCCAACAUUCCCUUUGAGCAGCUGCCCUACCAAUGCUUUCAAGAAGCGCGAAACCUCCUCCUCGCCGACCGGGCAGAGAAGCUGGAGGAGAUUGAGAAGAUGAGACAGAGAAUUGCGCGGGUCGAGGCUCUCUCAACCGAAGAGGCCGGGGGCGAGCAGUCACGAAAGUCUCGUUUGGGAGCCAUGCAACUGCACUUGGAGCAGCUUAAGAUCCAUGCCGAUAUUAAUGACCCGCUUGUUAAGCGUAAAUUCGAAGAUGGUCAAGGCGACAUGAGCAAGCCCAUUUACCGCUUCCUGGCUGACCGGAAAUGGCGGGAAUACCGCCGCAAGAUUCUCGUGCAGCGCAUUACACAGAUGAAGGUCGUUCCCGAUGUCCUGCCUCAUUGUGAUCCCACCGUCGACACUAAGCUGUACUUCGGCAAACGACAGGUCCAGCCCGGUGACUACGUUCUCGCCAAUGCCAGUACGACCGCCCCGAAGCUGGAUGUGCAGAUGUUCGAGCGCGGAGAGAAGCUUGUGACUAUUGCCGUCGUCGACUCCGAUGUUCCCAACGUGGAAACCGACAGCUUCGACUAUAAGACCCACUACCUCGCUGUCAACGUGCCCAUCUCGGCCGUCAACACCAAGGUUGACCUCUCUCAGCUCUCCGCUGAGUCCCAGGUUGUUCUUCCCUGGUUGCCGCCCGUUGCCCAGAAGGGUAGUCCUUACCACCGUCUCUCCAUUCUCAUCAUGGAGCAGAAGGAUUCUCAGCCUCUCGACUUUGCCGCCGUGAAGGCCAAGGAGGCUGACCGGGAAAAUACACUCCUCCGCACCAUCCAGGCACGUUAUCAUCUCAAGGCCAUUGGUGCCCACCUGUUCCGUACCAAGUGGGACGAGACCACCCUGGAGGUCAUGAAGCAGAUAGGCUUCAACGGAGCGGAUGUGGAGCUGCGCCGCAAGAAGGUCGAGCCUCUUCCUUACAAGCGCAGAAACCCUGCCUCGUUCAGGUGA
This is a messenger RNA of Penicillium argentinense, 1254 nucleotides long. RefSeq names its product mitochondrial 54S ribosomal protein mL38. The transcript is spliced from 2 exons. The record is from RefSeq and is a predicted model, not a curated record. The coding region runs from base 1 to 1254 and encodes 417 amino acids. NCBI's taxonomy places the organism in Eukaryota, Fungi, Ascomycota, Eurotiomycetes, Eurotiales, Aspergillaceae.